Molecule: messenger RNA, 849 nt
Organism: Trichoderma gamsii
Lineage: Eukaryota; Fungi; Ascomycota; Sordariomycetes; Hypocreales; Hypocreaceae
Exons: 1
Coding region: 1-849 (282 amino acids)
Biological process (GO): regulation of DNA-templated transcription; DNA-templated transcription
Cellular component (GO): nucleus
Molecular function (GO): DNA binding; zinc ion binding; DNA-binding transcription factor activity, RNA polymerase II-specific
Source: RefSeq, a predicted model, not a curated record
AUGGCCAACCGAGUGGACAAAGCUUGUCUCCCUUGCCGGCAGUGCAAAAGACGCUGCGAUGGCGCCGUUCCUCGUUGUGCACUUUGUAUCAAGAAGGCCAUCGACUGCACCUAUCCUUCAACACGGCCUAGAUCAUCGGGCCCGCACCGCCCCGGCCGCAGGAUCAAGCGUGCGGAAGCGCUGCCGGCCGCUGGAUCAGAACGUGGCAUGCCUCAGAGCUCCCAGCAUAUCGACACGGACAGUCGCAGUAGAUAUCUAAGCACCGCAUUCGAGGCCGCAGCAAUCUACUACAUCGCUCCGGAUGUGUUCAACGAGGCCCACCUCGACCUUCCGCGGCUUGAGAUCCCCGUCCCGCCGGAUAUUGCCAAGCAUAUCAGCCAUGCGACGAUUCUUCGGAGCGUCACGACGGAAUUCUUUCGCUCCAUACACACCUGGUUUCCCAUCGUGUACAAGAAGGCGUUCUUGACACAAGUAUUCAAUCCUCUCGCGAAACGCCGGGCAGAGCUGAGCCUCCUUGCAUUAUGCAUGAAACUGGUCUGUGAGCCUUCUUUGGGGGUCACUGCUGCUUUGUAUCAUGCAGGAAGACAGUUCCUCCUCGAGGUCAUGUCCUCUGGAAUGUUGUCGACCCACGUGCUACAGGCCGGAAUCUUAAUAGUCAUAUACGAGAUGGGGCAAGCUAUUUAUCCCUCUGCAUAUUUUACCCUUGGUCAGUGUGUGCAAUACAGCCACAUCCUUGGCAUCGACAAAUUUGACUUGGGCUUGACUGGCGAGGACGCCCAACACGGAUCUUGGGAAGAGAUUGAAGAACGAAGGCGAGCAUGGUGGGCAGUUGUAAUCCUAGAUCGGUAA